AGCCACCCGAGUGGAGCGGUGGGGUUGGGCGAUAAACAGGCUGUGGCUAGGAAGGAGGGGGAGGGGGCGUUCGCUGCUCCGGGACCUCUCAUGCUUCGUUUUUCUUUUAGGUGUGGUUUAGUCCGGACGUGGGGUCCCGGCAGCCAGCUUGAGGCUACUCCCUUGUGAAAGGCGAAAGCAGCUCCUGCGGAAGGCGGUUAAAGUUACGUAGGGGGAACGAGACAGGAGUUCUCCCCCCAUGCUAGGCGAAUGGUGCGGCCCUGAGCUGGUCCAGGAGUUGGCUGGACGAGUCUGAGAGGCCCCAGAGGGGGCGGGAAAGUGGCCUUCAGAACGUGGGUUUUGUGAAGAGACGUGGGGAAGAUUCGAUUCCGAGAAGAGGAAGAGCCCGAUUCAAAGGGAGCGAGGACGCUGACGGGGAGGGGGCUGCCAAGAUGGCGUCGGCCUCUUCUGGGCCGUCGGCGGUCGGGUGUUCAGCCUUGGAUUCCGGGAUCCCUUCCAGUACCUCGAUCUCAGCAGCAGCAACUGGAAUUAAGAAACCUAUGGCAUCUGAGGUGCCUUAUGCAUCUGGCAUGACCAUCAAGAAAAUAGGCCACCGAAGUGUUGAUUCCUCAGGAGAGACCACAUAUAAAAAGACAACCUCAUCAGCUUUGAAAGGUGCCAUCCAGUUAGGCAUUACUCACACUGUGGGGAGCCUGAGUACCAAACCAGAACGAGACGUCCUCAUGCAAGACUUCUAUGUGGUGGAGAGUAUCUUCUUCCCCAGUGAAGGGAGCAACCUGACUCCUGCUCAUCACUACAAUGACUUUCGUUUUAAGACCUAUGCACCUGUUGCCUUCCGCUACUUCCGAGAGCUAUUUGGCAUCCGGCCUGAUGAUUACUUGUACUCCCUCUGCAGUGAGCCACUGAUCGAACUCUGCAACUCUGGAGCAAGUGGUUCCCUUUUUUAUGUGUCAAGCGAUGACGAGUUUAUCAUCAAGACGGUCCAGCAUAAAGAGGCAGAGUUUUUACAGAAGCUGCUUCCAGGAUACUACAUGAACCUCAACCAGAAUCCUCGCACUUUGCUGCCUAAAUUCUAUGGACUGUACUGUGUGCAGGCAGGUGGCAAGAAUAUUCGAAUUGUGGUGAUGAACAAUCUUUUACCACGAUCAGUCAAGAUGCAUAUCAAAUAUGACCUCAAGGGCUCAACCUACAAACGACGGGCUUCCCAAAAAGAGCGAGAGAAGCCUCUCCCCACAUUUAAAGAUCUGGACUUCUUGCAAGACAUCCCUGAUGGUCUUUUUUUGGAUGCUGACAUGUACAAUGCUCUGUGUAAGACCCUGCAGCGUGACUGUUUGGUUCUCCAGAGCUUCAAGAUAAUGGACUACAGCCUCUUGAUGUCAAUCCACAAUAUAGACCACGCACAACGAGAGCCCUUAAGCAGUGAAACACAAUACUCAGUUGAUUCUCGCAGACCAGCACCCCAAAAGGCUCUGUACUCCACAGCCAUGGAAUCCAUCCAGGGCGAGGCUCGACGGGGUGGCACUAUGGAGACUGAUGACCAUAUGGGUGGCAUCCCUGCCCGGAAUAAUAAAGGAGAAAGGCUCCUGCUGUAUAUUGGCAUCAUUGAUAUUCUGCAGUCAUACAGGUUUGUUAAGAAGUUGGAGCACUCUUGGAAAGCAUUGGUACAUGACGGAGACACCGUAUCGGUGCAUCGUCCAAGCUUCUAUGCUGAACGGUUCCAGCGCUUCAUGUGCAAUACAGUGUUCAAGAAGAUCCCCUUGAAGCCCUCUCCUUCCAAAAAGUUUCGGUCUGGCUCAUCUUUCUCUCGGCGAGCAGGCCCCAGCAACAGCUCCUGCGUUACUUACCAGUCAUCCGUCUCUGGGGAACACAAGGCACAAGUGACAACAAAGGCAGAAGUGGAGCCAGACGCCCACCUUGGUCGUCCUGAUGUUUUACCUCAGACUCCACCUUUGGAGGAAAUCGGUGAGGGCUCACCUGUUCCUGACCCUAGUUUCACACCUGUAGCUGGAGAAACUUCACAAGUGCUAAAUACAAGUUUGACCUUGGAGAAGCUUGAAGUUGUGGAGUCGGAGUUAACCUCUGUGAGUGUCUGUGAGCACUAAAAAUUCAGAAGACCUGACACAAGGUUUACCCAUCCCUGUGAUCUCAAGAUGUCAGCCCUUGCCCCAGGAAUGCUGAGUUUUUCUUCUUAGCCAUCAAAAAAGGAGUGUAAUAUGGAGGAUGGGGAGCUGUCUCCUUUCUGAAGAAGAACCUCCUCCCCCUCCCCUUCUCAUGAAUGGGCCUUGGAGCCUUGGACAGUUGAGGACAGCAGCAUCCUUUCUACUCCAGAGUGGCAUGACUUCUCAACUGACCAUUGUCAACGUCUACGAUUGAAUUUCUUUCAUACCCCCACUCUUUGUGCUGGAAGUGGGGUUGCUGGACUUGGUUUUCUUCUUCUCAUCUACCUUUCACCAGGAGCUGGACUCUGAACUUGCUCAGGACACACUGGCUGGCACAUUAUCCCCACCUUAGCUGCUUCCUUCUAGUCCCUGGAAGAAGAUCCCUGUGAUCUUUGUCAAGGCGUUCAGAGAAAUAGGAGUGUUUAACCACCUCCCCAACUUUCUAGCAAAAGAACGAACAGCACACCGACACAGUUUCAAGCGAAUUUCAGGUCAGAACUCCAGAAGAGCCCUGGUGUUUGUGAAGCAGAAGUGUGGUGAAUGCUCUGCCGGGAGCAGCUCCUCUCUAAUCCUCUCGAUGAAUUUCUUAAGGCUGAAGGAAUGAAAGAGCGGGGCGUGGUGUUAAAAAUCUUCACCCCUUUUAUGACAACAGUGGGGCAACCAUGGGACUUAGGAUCCCUUCCAGGCAGGGCCCUACUCACUGCCAGGCCGUGAUGAUUACGAUUUUUCAAUUUCUGAUGCAUUCUGGUGGUUUUUCUAAAUAUGAAGACUUUAUCAAAUGAAUUUUAGAUCAUUCUCCAAAGGAGAUUUCAUCUUUGUUUUUCCCAUCUUUUUCAGUACUGUUCUGCCGUAGGUGGAGAUGGGGACAUCUGUGUCUGUUUAACAGGGAGUUUUUGAGGCUCAAGAAUAUUCUCUUAAACUCGUGGACAGCCAGCAGAUCUUGCCUCGGUGAGAUCCCUGCUGUGCUGCAUGCCCUGCCCCCUCUCUCACGCGGGGAACUUGGGAAUCGGGGGCUGUAUAAGCUGUCUGCCCCAUCUCUAGGAGUUGUGGUUCUCCCUCUGACACUUCCACUCUCGUAAGGGCAAGAAAGGGGCCUGGUGUCUCAGGCAGAUUGAGUUUCCAUUCUCUCCCACCCUACCAUGAUAGUAGGUUAGCUUAUACCCAAGUAACUGUCUAUAUUAGACACCCCCAGCCAGUUUCUGGCUGCCUGUCUUUGCUGCCAUGUUCUUUUUUACAAGAAGGAAAGAAACAGUUCUUGCUAUUUUUUUUCAUAAUAACUAUUUAUGAUGUAUUUAAGUGUUUUAUUCAGGACAGAGUUCUGUAAGGGGUGGGAGGGAAUAUUUGAGGGAGGGUCUGGGUCUUGUGGAGAGGAAUGGGAAUCAACAUUUUUAUGAAGUGUCACUAUUUGCCUCUACUUUGUAUUGUUCAGAAAUGGCAAAUGCAAUAUAAAAGUAAUAAAUAUCUGGUUUUAAUGAGUCAGCUUCCAUCAGUUA
This is a messenger RNA of Lepus europaeus (European hare), 3652 nucleotides long. It is a transcript of the gene PIP5K1A, whose product is annotated as phosphatidylinositol-4-phosphate 5-kinase type 1 alpha. Gene Ontology annotation, biological process: phosphatidylinositol metabolic process. NCBI's taxonomy places the organism in Eukaryota, Metazoa, Chordata, Mammalia, Lagomorpha, Leporidae. The record is from RefSeq and is a predicted model, not a curated record. The coding region runs from base 432 to 2102 and encodes 556 amino acids. Gene Ontology annotation, molecular function: phosphatidylinositol kinase activity. The transcript is spliced from 15 exons.